Daldinia vernicosa is the source of this 1838-nucleotide messenger RNA. Its product is annotated as ankyrin repeat-containing domain protein. The coding region runs from base 37 to 1131 and encodes 364 amino acids. Gene Ontology annotation, biological process: regulation of DNA-templated transcription. The record is from RefSeq and is a predicted model, not a curated record. The transcript is spliced from 2 exons. NCBI's taxonomy places the organism in Eukaryota, Fungi, Ascomycota, Sordariomycetes, Xylariales, Hypoxylaceae. Gene Ontology annotation, cellular component: cytoplasm; nucleus. Gene Ontology annotation, molecular function: protein binding; DNA-binding transcription factor activity.
UUCCGGUUUACAAUAUUAUUUCAAUAUUAUUUCUUCAUGGACAUCAGCAUACAAUUUCCCAGCGAUGCCGUCGAGCGUCGUAGGCUUCAAAAUCGAGCAGCGCAACGCAGGUUUCGCCAAAAGAGAGAGAAAGGACGCCAUGUUGUUGUCGAUGAAAAUGAUGUCCACACCAAUUCUGAGGCUUACCCAAGUUUCGGAGCAUCUAUAACUGGACCCCAGUACCAAAUCCAGUCGCAGCUAUCGCUACCUCACCCUGCAAAUAUAGAUGUGGUCCCACAAGGUGAUUCCACUACUUUACCUGGUCUCCUAUCAACUGCGAGCCCUUCGCUUCAGGUCGAGGGCAGUUCGAACAACGCUACCUCUCAUAUCGAUCCCAACUUCUGGGAUCACAAUGUCAUAGAUGGCUUCUUAUCGACCACGGUUACGGGGCUUACGCCCGAUGCUAACCCUUCUUCGCCGUCACAAUUCCUGCAAGAGCUAGACACAACCCCCGACGGAAUAAUAGGAACCGAUAUAGUCGACAAUACGAGAAUCUCUCAUCCCCUCCACAAUAACGAAAAUGAGCUUCAAGAGCCCCGCCCAUCUAAUGAUAUACGAAGGCCGCUAAGAUACCGACCCUCAGCACGUCUUAAAGAGUCCCUUGAAUCGGUACGCGGGGAUGACGACGACGGAUGGCUCGGUGCUUUACAUAUCGCGGCUCAAAGUGGACACGAAAGAAUGGUCGACAUACUAAUAGAACAAGGAGAAGACUUUAACGAGAAAGACAGUGAUGGACGUACUCCGCUGAUGCACGCCGUGAUAAGCGGCCAUGAAGGUGUGGCGCAAUUACUCCUCGCACGGGGCGCCCGUAUCGCUCCCGUAGACCGGGACGCGAGGUCGGUACUACACUGGGCUGCGCUGUACCGACGCGAAAGUAUGCUACGUAUGUUUCUCGAACCGCGGGGUGACUGCGCGGUAGAUCAUCCCGAUGUCGAUGCGUACGACGACUCGGGAUGGACGCCCCUACACAUGGCGAUCUAUCGGGACUUCGAGGCCGGCGUGCGGAUGCUUCUCCAGGCCGGCGCGCGUUUAGAUUCGAAAGCGCAGAAGUGCCCUUUCACAAGGAAACUGGACGUUCUCGGUUUAUCUUAACAAAUACCUACCUUUUACCUAAAUUCCUUACGUCCCGCGACUGCUUACGGUGCUUAGAUCCGAAUGACUACACAGAGUUCCAGACCACUAAUGCUUGAAAGUAUAUUUUACUACUUGCAUGGAAAAAGAUUGACUAUCGCUUCAUAUACAUAUAUAGUACGAAUAGGGAAAUAUUGUGACCCUUCCGGCUUCGGUGGAUAUAGACUAAACUUGAUAUAACAGCUGAGCACAAUAUCGGUGUACAACUGCGGCCCUCUUUUAAAAUAUAUAAAUCCAAAAAAUGCUGGCUUUUAUCAACCAUUAAGCAUAUUCUCUCUUACCCGCUUUCACGAUGGCCCUCCAAGGUAGAAUGGGCGUAUUACUCUUUACAACCCUACAACCGUCUUAUGGCAGCAUAUCGCAAUCAUAGAUACCGGCGUUCUUAUAUGUGUGGCAACAAUAAUCUUCCUCAUAUUCUGUAUCGAGACAAAAGAAACGGCAUGGGGGCGGUGGACUAGCGGUCCGCUUGACGCCUGAGAUUUAUCGACUCUGGAGGCGGUAGAGAUAUUGAUGGGCUUGCGAAGGUCACUCCGGUUAACCGCACUCUACACGACCAUUGAUGUUAUGGAACGACACUGUCAGUCAACUAGUAUUGCCGUUCUCCUAGGCUGUCUAUCUAAAUCGUAUCCGUUACUUUAAUAGAUUGCUUCGUUUUACCCCCAAUUAUU